Drosophila elegans is the source of this 546-nucleotide messenger RNA. RefSeq lists its product as uncharacterized. The record is from RefSeq and is a predicted model, not a curated record. Gene Ontology annotation, molecular function: nucleic acid binding. The coding region runs from base 127 to 540 and encodes 137 amino acids. Lineage: Eukaryota; Metazoa; Arthropoda; Insecta; Diptera; Drosophilidae. The transcript has 2 exons. Gene Ontology annotation, biological process: DNA integration.
UUUGCUCUUACAAUUAACAGACAAUUGCUUUGCCUACACACAGACGCAAAUCGUAUUAUAAUUCCAGCCAGUCUACGAGCCCAUAUCCUAAAACUCCUACAUGAAGACCAUAGGGGCAUUAUUCGAAUGAAGCAGUUGGCAAGACAACAUGUUUGGUGGCUUACCAUAGACGAUGACAUCAAAAGCCUUGCUCAGUCUUGUAGCAUCUGCAAGUGCAACAAUCCUGCACCACUAAGAGAGUACCAAAAUUGGCCAGCAGCAACAACAGCAUGGGUGCGAAUUCAUAUCGACUUCGCCGGUCCAAUCUUUGACGCUAUGUGGCUCAUAUGCGUAGACGCGUACUCACAGUUUGUCAUCCAAAUGUCGUCUACAACAACCGUCAACAUGAUCGCUGCACUGUCUUCGAUUUUCGCCAUCGAAGGAUACCCGAAAAUCAUGGUUAGCGACAACGGUCCUCAGCUUACAGCUGACGCCUUCGAAGAAUUCUGCAAACUGCACGGUUCACUCCAAACGCCCAAGGUAAAACUCCUGCCGAGUUAAUCCACG